GGCUGACAACUGACCAGUGCUCUGUUGUUCAGUACAAAUUGAAGGGGUACCGCAUUGAGAACAAGUUACAGAUAGAAUAUCAAUAAUCGGGUCCAAUAUACCCAGAACUACUGGUAAUAUUUCGGACGGAUGAAUGCAGAACAGCUUCGAGUGUCCGGAGGUUUGUUUUGAAGUAAACUAUGCUAGCACUGCUAGCUAACUAGCCAGCGUCUUGUCGCCUCCUCUUCACAGGUUUCUGCUGUUGAGUCUGCCAGGCUUGUGCUAGAGGCAGCGAGGCCAGCAAAUUAAUGCCAUCAGCCAGGAACUCAGGUCAUAUUAUGAGCGGGGCCAGUUGCAAAGCUAACGGCGCCGUCUACCCUGCCUCAUCAGCAAUGAUGAACUCUGUAAAAAAGCCGAAGAUGGAGCAGAUUCAGGCCGACCAUGAGCUGUUCCUACAGGCCUUUGAAAAACCAACUCAGAUAUACAGAUUUCUACGCACAAGGAAUUUGAUUGCACCCAUAUUUUUGCACAGGACACUCACCUUCAUGUCUCACAGAAAUGGUCGAACAAAUGCCAGAAGGAAAACAUUCAAAGUGGAUGAUAUGCUGCAGACAGUGGUGAAGAUGAAGGGGGAGCAGGAUUCUCCAAGCUUGUCCUCACAUCUACAGUUAACAUUCACUGGGUUCUUCCAUAAGGAUGAAAAGCCAUCUCAGAAUUCAGAAAAUGAACAAAAUUCUGUGUCCUUAGAGGUGCUACUUGUCAAAGUCUGCCAUAAAAAACGCAAGGAUGUCAGCUGCCCGAUAAAGCAAGUGCCUACAGGUAAAAAGCAGGUGCCUUUGAAUCCCGACAGUAACCAAACCAAGCCCGGCUCCUACCCUUCCUUACUGGUUCCCAGCAAUGAAUUUGAGCCCAGCAACAGCCACAUGGUGAAGUCCUACUCGCUUCUAUUCAGGGUAUCGCGCACAGGGAGAAGGGAUGCCAGUGGUCUAGUGAAUGGAGAGGCCAAUGAAAACAUUGAUGUAACAGAUACUCCUACUAGAAAGAAGCGAAGUUCAUCCCAUAGAGAUGAAGGAGAGGCCACAGAGACCUAUGUUGCACAGAUGACUGUCUUUGAUAAGAAUAGGAGACUGCAGCUGCUGGAUGGGGAGUACGAGGUGUCAAUGCAAGGGAUGGACGACAGCCCUGUGAGCAAGAAGCGAGCCACAUGGGAAACCAUUCUUGAUGGGAAGAGACUGCCACCAUUUGAGACAUUUUCUCAGGGACCCACAUUGCAGUUCACGCUGCGUUGGACAGGUGAUGGCAGUGGAAAGUCUACUGCUCCUGUGGCUAAACCCCUCUCUACCCGCAACUCAGAUAGCUCCAGCCCUAUGGAGACCAGAACCAGCAACCACCGAACUGCCCUCAUGACAGUGAAAGAGUCAGUCAGCACAGACAUUCAGACGAAGAAAGAGCAGGUCCCAUGUGAGCCGCGACAGAAGCUACGUAUAUUUUAUCAGUUUCUGUACAACAAUAAUACGCGGCAGCAGACGGAGGCAAGAGAUGAUCUUCACUGUCCCUGGUGUACCCUGAACUGCAGCAAACUCUACAGCCUGCUCAAACACCUCAAACUCUCCCACUCCCGCUUUAUCUUCAACUAUGUGCCUCACCCUAAAGGAGCAAGGAUAGACGUUUCCAUCAAUGAGUGCUAUGACGGCUCAUACGUUGGCAACCCUCAGGACAUUCACAGCCAGCCAGGUUUUGCUUUUAGCCGCAAUGGCCCAGUCAAGAGGACCGCUGUGACUCACAUACUGGUUUCCAGGCCCAAGAGGACCAAACCAAGUCUUUCAGAGUUCCUGGAGUCUGAGGACGGAGAACUGGAGCAGCAGAGGACCUACGUCAGUGGACAUAACCGCCUCUAUUUCCACAGUGAUAGCUGCAUGCCCCUGCGGCCUCAGGAAAUGGAUGUAGACAGCGAGGAUGAAAGGGAUCCAGAGUGGCUCAGAGAGAAAACUGCCACGCAACUGGAUGAGUUCACGGACGUUAAUGAAGGAGAGAAGGAGGUGAUGAAGCUGUGGAACCUGCACGUCAUGAAACAUGGCUUCAUUGCAGACAACCAGAUGAAUCAGGCCAUCAUGCUUUUCGUGGAGAAUCGCGGCGCUCACAUCAUCCGCCGCAACCUCUGCCGCAACUUCCUCUUGCAUCUAGUCAGCAUGCACGACUUCAACCUGGUAAGCACAUCCACCAUCGACCGUGCGAUGGCCCGACUGCGGCAGAUACAAGAAGAGCUGCCGGAAGUUGAGGUGGACCAGCAGGAUCAGAAUCCAGCAGGAGCCUGUAAUGGAAAUGCCGUCACCCCAAGUGGGGGAAAGCAGGGCAAGAGGACAAAAAGCGCUCUAACAGACUGAUGUAAAGCUGGCUGGAGGGAACUAUGAUUGUUGUAUUUUUCUGUAUUUUUAUUUUUUAUUUCCCCCCCUCCCCUGCUCCCUUAAAUGGACUUUACCGACCUUUUGGUGCUUAGAUAGGUGAGAGAACUGAGCAGCAGAUGAACUGACUGGACACAGAUCAGUAUACAAGGUAAACAAGUUUUUGGAACUUGAACUGAACCAAAUAUGAACAAUAUAAAAGUGAAUCGCCCAUUUCUACACAAACUAGGAAUUUGUGGACUGAAUGAUGCAAGUUGAACCUACUUAAUAUGCAUUUUGUAGGAGCCAUUGAAUUAUCCUUGUGUCACUGAGAGUAAAUGAAUGGAGUGUCUUCUACUGUGGCACGACUGCCUUUGGUAUGAUAGACAGCUAUAUCAAGGCUACAGUUAAAACUGUACUGGUAACAUUUUCACUGUUUAUUUGUACACGUACACAAUAACCUUGAUUAAAAAUGUAUCCUUUUUAGAUGGUUAUUUUAGCACUUGGUGUUUGUAUUUAGAAGGCUUACCUUGAAAUUGUCAUUUGGAAAGGAAAAAUGUAAUCAUGCUACGUCAGCACUUGAAUGCAGCUUUUUCAUGAUCGUCUGUGGAGGGCUGGAUUCGCUGCUGUGGAUGACAUGUCAAAUGAAGGGCGAUACAGUUAAAAUAUUAGGAAACUGGAGAGGAUUGUGGGGUUUCCUGACAAGGUUGUCAGUGUUGUACCGUAAGCAUGGAUCCUGGACUACAGAAUAAAGUAAGAUUUCAGUCCAGGCUAAAAAACAAAACAAAAAUUACAUUUCAUCAUAUGUUUGACAUUGAUGAUGGUUCAAGGAAAGCCAAGGAAAUCAAGUUUUCUGAGUAUUUUGUUUGUGGACAACCAGCAGCACAUCACUCCGUGUGCCGUGCAAAGCAUCAGAGAAAUGAAUGUCGGCUGUUUUCUGAUGUAGGCGCCUGCAGUUUGUUUUUUUUUGUUUUUUUUCCCCCACUUCAAGCUCUGAAAACAUUGGAGACAACAUUAUUUUAAUUUUAUAUUUUUAAACGUGGGUUACAAGUAGCUGACAGAAAUGUGUAUAGUGUAAUCACAUCAAAUGUUUAGCUGUGCCCCGUUUCGCAUCUAGUAAAGAACAGGUUGCAGUUGUCAUUUCAAAGCAAUAUGUUGUUUGGAGGGUUUUUCAGGUCCAAAUAAGAUGUGUUCUUUUAGUUUCAGUUGAUGCCAAAGGGGAAUAUUUUCAUCAUUCUCUUAGUUCUGUAAAUUUUUUUAAAGUAUGUAUAAUUUUUUUUCUUCAUAACACUUUUUUGAGAAAAAAAAAAAGCAGUAGUUGUGUUUAGUAGUGUGCACAUAAAUUGGUGAACAUCACCAUUCAGUUUCAGAAUUCCUUUGUGGACAACCAGAUUAACAGUAUAUUCCUCCCUCUGGCCUCCGUUAUCCGUGGAGGCUUUCUGUGUCCAUCUGGAAAACAAAAACGUUGUUGUCAAAACACCCUGUGGAAAAUUGUGACGUAUACACUCUGGAUAAGGGGAUUUUUAUAUUUAAAGAAAUAAAACACAUUUGUCCUUA
This is a messenger RNA of Oreochromis niloticus (Nile tilapia), 3917 nucleotides long. It is a transcript of the gene suz12b, whose product is annotated as SUZ12 polycomb repressive complex 2 subunit b. Bases 288 to 2363 code for a protein of 691 amino acids. Gene Ontology annotation, molecular function: chromatin DNA binding. The transcript is spliced from 17 exons. Gene Ontology annotation, cellular component: ESC/E(Z) complex; RSC-type complex; nucleus. The record is from RefSeq and is a predicted model, not a curated record. NCBI's taxonomy places the organism in Eukaryota, Metazoa, Chordata, Actinopteri, Cichliformes, Cichlidae.